AAAUCGAAUUCGCAGAGCAUCCGAACUUAAAAAAAACACAAUGACAAUGAAAUGUCACACACCUUUUGUAACUUGGCGUUGGUAGAUAGAUUCCUUGCACACUCUUUGAGUUGUCGGAUUCUUGGUCCAUCACCUGCAAACCCAAGAUAUAACGUCAGCGUUGGUCAGCGUGGUUGGAUGGAAUGUGAGUCAUCUGUGUUUACAGAUUACCGCCAAUUUUAACGUAGGUGGAACCGCAAAUAUGGAAUUUGGAACUCUGUAGAAAAAAGCUUGGUUUGAAUUUGCUUGCAAGGGUAAUUGGAAUAAAUUUUAACGCGUAUUUUAUUAUAAUGUCGAAAAAAUAAGGAGUUGUGAGUGGUAAAGUCGAUAUUUAUUGUGUGUGCGAUGGAUGUCUAUGUGUCAAGCAAGGCAGAUAGACCUGAUGGAGUGCCAAAGCAAAGCUUCCAAUUGAAAGAUCCGAGAAAAGAUGGGUUAGUCCUUCAGAUUCACCAUACUGUUCCUGGUCUUCAUGGGGAAAUACGACGUGUUAGGUUUGUUCUUGUAACAUUCAAUGACUCGGGUGAAGAACUUGCAGCAUGUGAUCACAGAGGAAAUAUUUUUGUUAUUGAUUUGGCUGGUUGCAAGUUUUGGCUGCUGGUGAAUUUAGGUACCUGUUCAGUUCUUUCAUUUUCACCAGUAAAUAAAACAGAUUUGGUUGUAGGAACUGCCAACGGAACUUUAAACAUUGUUAACACUGAAGUAGGCAAAACUGUUGGUGUACUCAAAGGCCAUGCAUCAUCGGUUAACAAACUGUCGUUUGCUAAAAAAAGGUUUUGUUUGUCAUCAUCUUCUAAAGAAGCUAUAAUUUGGGACUUACAGUCAAAUAGUCAGGUGCAUCGCCUGAAUUUGCGCACAGAUAUCCUUCUUAAACAGGUUUUCUUCAUGCCAGUUUCGAACAAUAUUCUUGCAUGUUUCCAAGAUGAUGCAAUUCAUAUAUGGAGUUUUGAAACAUUUCAGUGCAUUAAACAGAUUAUACCAGAGGCUUGGAAAAAUCAUCAUGUCAAAACCAUUGCUUUUACUAGGAAUGGACGAGCAAUGGUUUUAGGAGGUCACACUCCCAGUAUAAUUAUCUUUGAUUUAGACAAUUGGAAAGUUAAGAAAGUUAUUGAAAUGCCUGUUGGAAUUUCUGGAGUUCGGCAUUUGGAGUUCAUUCCAGGACUUUUUGAUGGAGGUGCAAACAAAUUUCUUGGUAUUUUGUCAGAAAAAUGUGGAAUGUAUUUUUUCAAUACUGAAGAUCAGUUAUUUCUUCCUAUAACAGACAAUUUGACUAGUGGACUUCGAAUUUUUACCUGCAGUACUCCUGGAAAAUACCUGUCAUUUAUUCUGCAUACUGGAGAAAUAAACAUUUAUAAAAGUUCUAAAUUAAUUGAAAUGAAUUGUCAGCCAGAAAACAAUGUUUUUUUGAUGAAGGAAAAGCCACAGACUCAAAACAUCAGACAAGAUCCAUCAGAAUAUCGACAAAAUGUCCAGAGAAGGCAAAAGAGUGCUGCUCAACAUCUUCAAGAAGUUCAUAGAGAGAUUCAAGAUACAUUAGAUCUUCAAAAACUACUCCCAAUCUUGAAAGAAUUUGGAGAGUAUCCAGAAGCAUAUCGAGCGCUUAUUUGGAAAACUAUUUUACAACUCCCAUACAACAAAUUUUCAUAUGUGGGACUUGUGAAUAGAGAUUGCAAUCCAGCUUAUCUGCACCUUGAAGAGCAGUACCCGUUAGAAAAUCGGUCCAUUCUGAAGAACCUGAAACGGCUCCUGUCUUGCCUCUCCCAUUGGUGUGCUUUGUUUGGAGAAGUGAAGUUCUUACCACUUUUUGUUUUUCCAUUUGUAAAGGUUUUUCAAAAUGACCCCUUUGCAUGCUUUGAAGCAGUAGCAACAAUUAUAGUUAAUUGGUGUCAGCAUUGGUUUGAAUAUUUUCCUUUUCCUCCUGUCAAUGUGCUUGCAAUGAUCGAAAAUGUAUUGGCAGAAAGUGACCCUGAAUUAAUGCACUUUUAUUAUAAAACUGGCAUUACAUCUCGUGUGUAUGCUUGGCCUUUGCUGGAAGUUGCUUUUACAGAAGUUCUGUCUGUGACUGAAUGGAAGCAGCUAUGGGACCAUCACUUCUUCCACAAUCAAAAUGCAAUUGAUAUGAAACGUUUUAUAUCAAAAACAUAUAGUUUGUGUCGCAAAGCAAGUGAUGACAUUCAUCCCCGUCAGUACUUGCAGUCAUUCACACCAUUGCCAAAAGAUUCCUAUCCAGCCUUUAAUCAGUAUCCCAAGUUCAUUGUGGAUUAUCAGGCAGAACAACUUGAACGGAUAAGAAAAGAAGAAGAAGAGAUAUUACAUGAACAAGAGGAGGCAGAAGAACAAAGAUUAGCCCAAGAACAUCUGAUGAAAGAAGAUAUGCGAAAGGAAUUACAAGAGGCUCGCUUAUUGAGACUGGAAGGAGAAUAUAAAAAAAUUGUGGAGAAGGAAGAAGAAAGAUUAGCAGUACAACGCCAGAAAAUUUCAACUCUACGAAGAGAUUUGCGAGCAAGAGAAUUAGAACUCUUAGAUCAAGCUCGAAAUAAGUUAUCAAACCAGUUAACAAUGAAACGCAGUGUUGUUGUGGACCGACUGUUAAAUGACAUUGCCCAUAAGAGAGAACAGGAUUACAAUUAUUUGACAAGAGCUGAAGAAGAUUUAAAAUCUCAUCUCACUGAAAUGUUGGUGCAAAAGCAAAGAUUGCAAAUGCAGAUAGAUAAAUCACUUGCAGAAACUUCCCCAAGUUUACAUCACAGGCUAAUACAACAUCAGCAGGCCCAACUAAGAAAGGAAAUUUCAAAGUUGCGUCAGGAAGCGAAACAAGGGCAACAUAGUCGACUUAUUGACAUAAAUGCUCAACUUUCUGCACUAGAUGCCAGACUCAAACAAGCAGAAGUUGAUCUGGCAAAGGAAAUGGUGGAAGGACAGCUGAAUUUAAUCAAUGUAGAAAGGAAUUCACAUAUUUCACAAUUAGAAAGAACAACAAAAGUUUUAGAAGAAGAAGUUCAAAAUUUACUGCAGAAACUUGCAAAAUUGCACUUGGCAGAUAAUAAAAAAACAUUCAGAGAAAAUAAAGCAGUAAAUUCUGACCAUGAUAUCACUCAGCAGCAACAUUCAGCUGUUCAUUCACAUUUCAAAGAGCAAGUCAGUAAUGAUAAUUUUGGAAACGAAAUGUUUGAUUCAUUAGAAAUGCAAAACAAAUGUGUUACUGAGGGACACAAUUACCAAGCCCGGAAUGGAUCAGGUUUUCAAGAGAGAGGUUGCAAACAAGAAGAAACUAGACACUUUUCAUGGGAACCAUCAAUGCUAUUUUUAGGUAACAGUAGAAGACCUUCUUAUUAUCAACGUCAACAAAAUGCUGUCAAGUCUGCCAUGGAUAUAAGAGAGCAAGUAUUGAAUAGCAUCAAGUAUAAAAGUUAGGGGAUGAGCAAUUCUAAUAUAUUUAAAAUUUCAAUUGUGUAUAAAGUAUCUUUGAAAGUAAAUUGAGAAAAUAGUAUUGUACAGUUUAUCUUUAUUAAAUGAAGUGCAAUAAAGAAUUUCACAUAAAAUAUUGUCAAAAAUGUUUAUUACACUUUUAAAGAGCAAGUCACUUAAGCAAGAAUGUAUAGUACAUGAUUAAAAAUCAAAUUUAUUAAAGAGAUAAUUCAUGGAUGUAUUACAAACAAAAGUGUAAUAAUUGUAUUCCAAAAUCACAAUAGAGUAUAAAUAUCACAGAUCAUUACGUAAAGAAUAUAAACCUUUUUAUUGAAUUUGAGGCGGAAUGCAGGAUUACAGUUUGAAAUAAUCUACCUAGAGGCAAUCUGAUGACAUUGUGAGUUGUAAAUUAAUACUGAACAAUGGAAUGUAUAGGUGCAUCAACAGAUCUUCGUCCAUUAAGGUCUAGUAGUUCCAUUACAACAAUGCACUGCUUCACAUGUGCUCCAAGUUGACUCACCAGUUUGCAAGCUGCUUGCAGAGUUCCCCCUGUUGCUAGCAGAUCAUCUACAAUGAGUAUAUUUUGCCCUUUCUGAAUAGCAUCAGACUGAAUUUCAACAGUGUCUGUGCCAUACUCAAGUUCAUAAGUUUGUUUGUUGACUUGUCCAGGAAGUUUACCUUUCUUUCUUAUUGGAACAAAUGGUAUUCUGGUCUGUAAUGAUAUGAGAGGUCCAAAGAGAAACCCUCUGGAUUCCAAUCCUAUGAUUACAUCAGGCUUUGGAACCAUGUUUUCUACUUCUUCUAGAAUUAAUUUAUUCAAUGCUUCCAAUGCUUUUGGAUUCUUCAUGAGAGAGAAUAUGUCUCUGAAUAAUAUACCAGGCUUGGGAAAAUCAGGAUAACUUUUAAUACUAUUCUUAACAAUAUUAAUAUCACUUUCUCUUCCCAUUAUUGCGGUUGACAGAGUGAAACUUCUUGUACAAAACAAGUCAGGGGAACUGUAAUGUGUUACUGAGAAUGCUUUCAAACUUCUUUGGUGUACUACACGUGUGAUGACAAAUUGAAAAAAUGAGGACAUCAACCACUAGAAGUCAAUUGUGUCUUGCCUAUUCCUCCUUCCCAAUACCGGUGGUGUUCUAUCUUGAAUACUUGGAUAUUAAUGUUUUUUUGCUAAGUUACACGCGUAAGUAUAAGCUUUCUCAAACAAGUUACUUGAACCAAUUGUCAUCAGUGCACGUUAAGUUGUAUACUCUAAGCAGAGCACGCCUGGCGCCAAGGAAUUUGCGGCUUCGCGUGGAGGCUCUGCUCUCCACCACCACUCUGCACUGAGAUGCACUCACGUGGGUAUUGACCGUUGGCCGCAGAUAAUAGAUCACAUCCGUCCCGCCACAA
Messenger RNA from Gryllus bimaculatus (two-spotted cricket), 4833 nucleotides. NCBI's taxonomy places the organism in Eukaryota, Metazoa, Arthropoda, Insecta, Orthoptera, Gryllidae. The record is from the annotation of a GenBank genome assembly.